UUGACUGGGGCGUCUCUUGAUUGUUCAACGUUACCGAGUGAGGGAGAGUGUAAACAAAUGCAGAAUAGGCUUCUGCAAUCUGCAUUUCCAGGCCAGACCAGACGGCCAAAAGCUGCAAAUUUUCUUUUCUUUCAUUUUCUGCCUUGAUUUUUCAAGAAAAUCAUCCAGCAAGAGGAGGCUCUAUGGAUGAAUCAUUUUUUUCAGGUACAUUGUUGGAAGUUGAAUCAGACCUGUGCCAUUAGCUCAAAUACUGAUUUUGUGAAUGCCUUGGAUUCAGGCAUAAACACUUAUGCAGUUUGAUUGCAUAACUCAAUGAGAGUUUGGGUUCUGUAUCUGUAGAUUUUCCCUUGUAAUAAGAUGGCAAAGGAUGUUAUUAUUAGUGCAUCAUUUGUACCAAUAUCUGAGAUGCUUUCUCAGGUAGCCCUCUCCAUAUUUGAAACAGUACAUGCAGCCAAAGAAGUCCUUGUUCAGAAGGAAAAUAUCAAGAAGUUCUCAACUUACUUGGAGAAGACUGCAUGUGUGUUGAAAGAGUUGUCAAGGUUAAACCUAGACUAUUCUGAGAGCUUUAAAAAUGCCGUAGAGAUUCUGAAACGAGAGUCCAAAAUUGCUGAGCAGUUGGUUCUUGAAUGCAAGAACAAAAAUAAGGUCUAUCUGUUCCUGAAUUGCAAGAGAAUCAUUAAGCGUUUAGAGAAUAACACAAAAGAGAUUAGUUGGGCUUUAAGCCUCAUACCUGUAGCCUCUUUAGAUCUUUCUGUGGGCAUAAGUGAUGAAAUUAGCAAGUUGUGCAAGAAUAUGCUGGGUGCUGAGUAUCGAGCAGCAGUAGCGGAGCAAGAAAUUUUGGAAAAGAUCGUCUCAGCAACACAGGAAUGCAAUGCUAAUCGAUCUCGUGCAAAUGAUUUGUUGUUUCAUAUUGCUGAGGCUGUUGGGAUCUCUACUGAGCAGUCAUCUUUUGAGAAGGAAUUUAAAGAAUUUAAGAACGAAAUAGAAGAUGCAAAGCUAAGAAAAGACAUGACAGAAGCUGUACAGAUGGAGCAGAUCAUUGCAUUCCUUGAAAAUGCUGAUGCCAUCAAAUCUCAUGAGGAGAGAGAGAAGAAGUACUUUAACAAACGAAAUUCUCUGGGCCGGCAGCCAUUACAACCUCUGCAAUCAUUUUAUUGUCCAAUUACUCAGGAUGUAAUGGUUGAUCCUGUGGAAAUUUCAUCUGGUAAAACAUUUGAGAGAGCUGCAAUAGAGAAGUGGUUUGCAGAAGGGCACAACAGCUGUCCCUUGACCCAAAUUUCCCUUGACAAUUUGUUUUUACGGCCUAACAAACCACUUCAAAAACUAAUUGAAGAAUGGAGGGACAGAAACAAUUUGAUUACCAUUGUUUCCCUUAAGCCCACACUUCAGUCGACAGAGGAGCAUACAGUGCUACAAUCGCUGGACAAGCUGCAGGGUCUACUGGUGGAACGAGAGUUGCACCGAGAAUGGGUGACAAUGGAGGACUAUAUACCAGUUCUUAUUGAACUUCUUAGUGCAAAAAAUCGUGAAAUAAGAACUUGCACGCUGACCAUUCUUUGCAUCCUUGCUAAGGACAGUGAAGACAACAAGAAAGCAAUUGCUAAAGUUGAUCAUGCGCUUGAAUUGAUUGUCCGUUCACUUGCCCGCCAGAUUGCUGAAAGUAAGUUAGCUUUGCAGUUGUUAUUAGAUCUAUCAAGGCAUCAUCUGGUGAAAACUGGCAUUGGAAAUAUCCAGAGCUGCAUAUUUCUCUUAGUAACUGCAUCAAACAGCAAUGACAAUCAAGCUGCCAAAAAUGCAGAAGAGCUUUUAGACAAUCUGUCUUUUUGCAAUCAAAAUGUUAUAGAGAUGGCAAAGGCAAACUAUUUUAAACCAUUACUGCAACUUCUUUCCUCAGGGGAAGAAGAUAUUAGGAUAAUGAUGGCAAAGACACUGUCAGAGAUUGAGUUGACCGACCACAAUAAGGUGUCUUUAUUUAAAGAUGGGGCAUUGGAGCCACUUCUUCAACUGCUCACACAUGAUGAUUUAAAAGUAAAAAAGGUGGCUAUUGACGCUAUACACAACCUUUCAGAUGUACCACAAAAUGGCCUCCAGUUGAUCAGAGAAGGUGCAGUAGGACCACUGUUUGAACUUCUUUAUCGUCACAGCUUAUUGUCACCAAGUUUGCGUGAACAGGUUGCUGCCACAAUUAUGCACCUUGCCAUAUCGACUGCGGCUCAAGUAGCUGAUAGCAAGCAGGUCUUAUUGCUGGAAUCUGAGGAAGAUAUUUUUAAACUCUUCUCACUUAUUUCCUUGACAGGUCCUAACAUUCAAAAAAGCAUUCUCCAAACUUUUCUUGCAGUGUGCCACUCUCCUUCAAGUGUAGAAAUAAGGGAAAAACUGAGAAAGCUCUCUGCCCUCCAAGUACUGGUUCAAUUAUGUGAGCAAGAUAACGAAAUUGUACGGGGAAAUGCUGUGAAGCUGUUCUGUUGCUUGACACAAGAUGGUGAUGAAAACACCUUAUUGGAGCAUGUGGGUCAGAGAUGCAUUGAGAGAUUGCUCAGGAUCAUUACAACUUCCAACGAUCUGGAAGAGAUUGCUGCAGCCAUGGGCAUUAUCUCUAAUCUCCCUAAGGACCCAGAGAUAACUCUCUGGCUUCUAGAUGCUGGAGCACUUGAGAUCAUUUCUACUUGCCUCACUCAUGAAGGCAGAAAUGCCUCAUACAGAAUGCAAAUAACAGAAAAUGCUGCUGCAGCUCUCUGUCGUUUCAUUGCUCCAUCAAAUUUAGAAUGGCAGAAGAGAGUAGCAGAAAUUGGCAUUAUUCCAGUACUAGUAGAGUUGCUAGUUUCUGGAACCACUUUGACCAAACAAAAUGCAGCCAUUUCACUUAAACAAUUUUCUGAAAGUUCCACUGCCUUGACCAAUCGAGUGAAAAAGCGAUGGCUUUCCUGGUUCUGCUUGGAAGCACCUGUAAAAUGCUGCCCUGUACACUUGGGCAUUUGCACAGUGGAAUCUUCCUUCUGCAUUUUAGAGGCCAAUGCUCUGGAACCUCUAGUAAGGAUGCUUGGAGAGGCAGAUCCUGGAGCCUGUGAAGCUUCUUUAGAUGCACUAUUAACAUUGAUGGAUGGUGAAAGACUGCAAUGUGGUAGCAAGGUGCUUGCUGAAGCAAAUGCCAUUGCUCCAAUUAUAAAAUUGUUGAGCUCGCCUUCUGCCAGCUUGCAGGAGAAGACGCUGAAGGCUUUAGAAAGGAUCUUUCGACUGGUAGAAUUCAAGCAAAAGUAUGGAACUUCUGCCCAGAUGCCCUUAGUUGACAUAACACAGAGAGGAAGUGGUGGCAUGAGAUCUCUAGCUGCUAAGGUACUUGCACAAUUGAAUUUGCUGACUGACCAAUCCUCAUACUUCUGAUUAUUAAUCAUCAUGAUUAAAUUUUAUGUACAAAUGAUUGAAGCUGUAAUGAUUAGUUAAUUUGCAACAAAUUUAUUUAUUACAACCAUUUUUUUUUCUCUAUUGCA
Messenger RNA from Hevea brasiliensis (rubber tree), 3488 nucleotides. RefSeq names its product U-box domain-containing protein 43. Lineage: Eukaryota; Viridiplantae; Streptophyta; Magnoliopsida; Malpighiales; Euphorbiaceae. The transcript is spliced from 5 exons. Gene Ontology annotation, biological process: protein ubiquitination. Gene Ontology annotation, molecular function: protein binding; ubiquitin-protein transferase activity. Bases 358 to 3381 code for a protein of 1007 amino acids. The record is from RefSeq and is a predicted model, not a curated record.